Molecule: messenger RNA, 2943 nt
Organism: Cavenderia fasciculata
Lineage: Eukaryota; Evosea; Eumycetozoa; Acytosteliales; Cavenderiaceae
Gene: gxcJ
Product: RhoGEF domain-containing protein
Exons: 8
Coding region: 1-2943 (980 amino acids)
Biological process (GO): intracellular signal transduction
Cellular component (GO): cytoplasm
Molecular function (GO): guanyl-nucleotide exchange factor activity
Source: RefSeq, a predicted model, not a curated record
AUGUGUAGUGGUGGUGGUGAAGGUGACAAACAAAGUAUCAUUGAAAAUGAAUUCCCACCUACCUCCAAAAGUUGGUUGGAUAAUCUUAUAAAGACUAUAAUAGUAUUAGAAGAAGAAGCUGUUAAUACUUCCAAAGAAGAAGAAGAAGAAGAAGGAGAUAUAGAGGACAACGACGAUCAGACAGCUACAAAAUCAUCACAACAACAACUAACAGCAGCAGUUGAUCCAGAAAAAGAUCGACCAACGACAUCAAAAAUGGAAGGAUUGAUACAAUGUAAAAUGUGUAUGAAAGACACACCAAAGAGUUUAAAGAACUGUCAGCAAUGUUCAAACGAGUUGGGUGAGAGAUGUUGGCGAUGCAACUAUUUGUGCAAACCAAAUUACAAGUAUUGUUUCAAGUGUAAUGUCAAACUCAACGAUAUCACUAUCCCACCCUACGAAUCCAUUGCCCAAAUACCUCCAUUCAAAGGUGAGAAACGGGCUGUGUCUUCAUCGUCAUCAUUCAAGACAUCGUCGUCACAACCAACCUAUGUGAGUGCCGUGACACCUAGCCGUUCGUUUGAAAAUUCACCGGUAGCGUCGAGUGCGUCGUCUGGCGUUAGCAUGACAUCUAUCCCUCCGAUACGAUCGAUUAUUGAGAGUAUAAAUACACGUAAUCAAGGUAGCUCAGUUACAACUAUUAUAAAGAUUAGAAGAGAACGUGAUGGUGCAUCCAAUGCAGCACUUGGAAAAGGGAAACCAUAUGCAACACUCAAACGUGAAAAGUCUACCCCUACCUCUACAACAACAUUAAUGUCACCUUCCAAAGAGACAUCAACAUCAACACCAACACCAACAACCACAAGUGAAUCACUCAAUACUACACCAAAUAACAAAGACCGAUCAUUUGAGCUUGCAUCACCUCCAUCCUCAUCCAUUUCAUCAUCUCCAUCAUCUUCAUCAGAAUCCAUUAUUAUAUCAAUCUCUCCACCUCCCAAUCAUCCCAUUGCAAUUGUUUCUCCCAACAACAAUAACAACAACAAUAAUAAUAAUAAUAUAGCUAAACCAACAACUCCAUCACAGUCACAGUCAAUAUUGACCAAUAUAGAUAAUAGUCGUACGACAGGUUCUUCUGUGGUUUGUUCACCAGUCCUUUCAUUUGGGGAGCAGGAAUCAACGUCAUUGCAAUCGACACCGAGGGGAGAACUAGUCGCCGACUGCUUGGAGGAUGAACAACAACGAGAUGGCGCGACACCGUUAUUGAUGCCAAGUGACAGUCUCGAGACAAUAUCAACACCCAAACGCAAAUCAUAUGGCGGAGAGGUAUCAAUAGAGUCAUCAACAUCUCUUUCCAGCUCGCAUUUAAUGUUUGAUGAGAUUAUCGAUGCUUUCCCAACCCCUCCAACUGCAUGUUCACCGCCAUCUACCACUUCUACCUCCAACAAACAUAAUUCUAGUGGUACUAAUGCACACCAUCAUCAUCACGGUCAUCACCACCAUAAUAAUAAUCAUCAUCAUCAUCACAACCAUCACCAUCACAGUGGUGGUGGUAAAGGUGUACCAGCUGCCACAUCUACGACAACCUCUACUACGACUACAACUACUACUACAAAUACCACUACUUUAACUACACCCAACACUGCAGCAGCUCAACAACAAUCAUCAUCAUCAUCUGUUUCAUCGUCACCAUUGUCACAAUCUAAUGGACAUUUACCAGUUUUGCUAACAGUCAAUACUGCACAACAACAAGCGGCCAGUCACCACCACCGACGUGGAAGUAGUACGACCAGCGGCGAGAUUAUACUAUCACCCAAGUCAAGUGGCAAGACAGACCAUCGCACCAAUCUAAUCAAAGAGAUUGUAUCGACCGAGUAUGACUAUAUCAACGAUCUAGAUACCAUCUUACAAGUGUUUUAUAAACCUCUUCGUGACGAACUCAAACUUAUCUCCAACGAAGAGUGUGCAAGUGUUUUCUCAAACAUUGAGCAAAUCCAUCAAAUCAACAAAGAAUUGUAUGAAAAGUUAACUCACAACAAUCAAUCUUCAUCAAUUGGUGAGGUUUUUUCUUUAAUGUCAAAUUCUUUAGAUGUAUAUUCUGUAUAUUGUAACUACCAUCAAAAAUCAUUAGAAAGUUUAAAUAGUCUAUUAAAAUUACCACAAGUUGAAAGCUUUUUUAACGAUAUAUAUUCAAAACCAGAAUUAAGAGGAAUGAAUUUACAUUCAUUUUUAAUUAAACCAGUGCAAAGAAUUUGUAAAUAUCCAUUAUUAUUAAGAGAACUAUUAAAAGCAACGCCAAGUGAUCAUUGUGAUCAUUCACAUUUAUUGUCGGCGGUUUCACAAAUCGAACAAAUUGUUAAUACCAUCAACAAGGAAAAAAUGGAAAUGGAAACUUGGCAACGAACAAUGCAAAUUAUACAAUCUUUAAAAGGUUCAGAGAAUUUACAAUUAUCAAAAAGACAAUUAAUAUCAGAAGGAAAUAUACAAUUGAUUGAAGGAUAUAAUGAAAAUAUAUCAUUGUUUGAUACCAAGAAAUCGACGAUCAAAUAUAAAAAAGGAUUCUACUUUUUAUUUGAUGAUCUAUUUCUUUUCACCAAACAAAAGAAUAGUACUAAUUUCAAGUUGGUCAUGGGAAUACCACUCGAUACUAUUCUAGUACAUAGUGUGGCUGCUACGGCCGACAAACAUCUGAUCAGUUUGGUAGAGAUUGGUAUCGGAGGUAAACGAUGGACUUUUCUACCACCGUCCAAGGCCAUCUGCCAAACACUACUCAUCACCGUUCAGAAACUAAUCGAAAAGAGUUGGGAAUGCAGAGUAUCCAAUCCAAUCGACAGCAGCGAUCGUGCUGCCAGAGACUUGUUGUCUCCCACUUCUUCACCGGCCAACAAUAGUACUCAUUCUCCAAAUAUUCAAAAGAAAAAAUUAACCCACAGGCUUGUUAAAAGUUUAGUUAAUAUUAAAAUUUAA